AUGAAGUGGAGUUCAGUUUGCCUCAUGGCAGUGGCCAUGCUUAUCGGUCUAUGUGACGCUCAAUCCGUGAAAGGACAGAAUUCACUACCGACGUGGCCGCCUGCCCAACCCUUUCCUCAGUGGCCUGCCCAGACUCUUCCUCAGUGGCCUACCCAGCCUCUUCCUCAGUGGCCCGCCCAACCCCAUCCUCAGAAGCCUGCCCAACCACCUCAGGCGCCUAAGUUACCCUCUGGCCCGAUACACCAAGGCCCAAAGCAGACCUGUGAUGUUGAGGGCAAUGACAAGGUGCAUUGUGGACUUCCUGACAUCACUGGUGCCAAAUGUGAGGCCAUAAACUGCUGUUUCGAUGGGCGUAUGUGCUUCUAUGGGAAAGCAGUGACUGUCCAGUGUACCAGGGAUGGACAGUUUGUGGUGGUGGUUGCCAGGGAUGCCACUCUGCCCAACCUGGAGCUAGAUUCUAUCAGCCUGCUGGGGGGGAACGAAGCCCACUGCACCCCUGUUGGCAUCACUUCUGCUUUUGCCAUCUACCAAUUCAAAGUCACUGAAUGUGGAACUGUCAUGACGGAGGAACCUGGUACUAUUUUCUAUGAGAACAGGAUGUCCUCCUCAUACAUAGUGGAGAUGGGACCCCUCGGCACCAUCACCAGGGGCAGCCAAUUUAAUCUAAUAUUCCAGUGCAGAUAUAGGGGCACUGUGAUUGAGGCUCUUGUGAUUGAUGUGAAGCAGGUGCCUCCCCCAAUUCUUCUACCAGCUCCUGGACCCCUCAGAGUUGAGCUCAGACUGGCCAAUGGAAUAUGCCUCACCAAGGGAUGUAAGGAAGAGGAGGUGGCCUACACUUCUUACUAUACGGAGGCAGACUACCCUGUCACCAAGUUCCUCAGGGAUCCCGUGUACGCUGAGGUUCGCAUCCUGGAGAGGACAGAUCCCAACAUUGUGUUGACCCUGAGUCGCUGCUGGGCCACCACAAACCCCGACCCUCUCAGCCUACCCCAGUGGAACCUUAUCAUUUCUGGAUGUCCGUACAAGGAUGACCGUUACCUGACCAUGCCCAUCCCUGUGGAAGCCUCCUCUGGUCUGUCCUUCCCAACCCACUACAGGCGCUUCGUCCUCAAGAUGUUCACCUUUGUGGAUUCGACAUCUAUGUCUCCCCUGAGGGAGAGGAUGUUCAUCCAUUGUAAUACAGAUUUGUGCCAGCCAUACCAGGAAAACUGGUACUGUGUACCAAGGUGCUUCAGGACGAGGAGACACAUUGCCAAUGCAGUUCAGAAGACCACCAGAAGCGAGUCUACUUUGGUUUCCAGUGGCGAACUGAUCCUGACUCAAAUUGCACGUUUGCUAGCAGAAUUAAAGGAAGUGUGGGGUUAUUGGAUCGCCUUAGAAUUCACAGAAGGCAGCCCGCUCUUCGGCCCCUGUUUCUCCGCCUCCUCUUCACGCAGAUCACGGGGGUCGGGGCCUGUUCCCGAGGGAGACACCCCCGUCAUACAACCUGUACGCCACAUCCCACUGACCCUUCGCGCAGACUUUGAUGCUGAGCUCUGGCACCAGAUAGAGGAAGACAUCAUCGAGCAUAUCGAUAUAUCCCCCUGGAUCUCAAACCUGGAUGUGAUAACUUUGCUUGGAUGUCGGCCCACCAUCUCGACCAAGACGGAGCUUCUCAUCUUCCCAGGGAAGGCCUGCCCGCUCAAAAACCUCUCCAUCACAGUUGACAUCAACAGUGUCACCCUCUCUGUGUGCAAUGAACCUUGGCAUGACCCUGGACAACACCGUCGUUCUCUGUCAACAUCAAAGCAGUGA
Oncorhynchus masou masou (cherry salmon) is the source of this 1794-nucleotide messenger RNA. RefSeq names its product zona pellucida sperm-binding protein 4-like. NCBI's taxonomy places the organism in Eukaryota, Metazoa, Chordata, Actinopteri, Salmoniformes, Salmonidae. Gene Ontology annotation, biological process: binding of sperm to zona pellucida; prevention of polyspermy. The record is from RefSeq and is a predicted model, not a curated record. Gene Ontology annotation, cellular component: egg coat. Gene Ontology annotation, molecular function: structural constituent of egg coat; acrosin binding. The transcript has 12 exons. Bases 1 to 1794 code for a protein of 597 amino acids.